GAGGGGAAGGGUUCGUUAUCAUGUGGUACUGUGGAAGCAGCGGUAGUGUUGAGUGACGAAUUUGGUGCAUUAAUGGGUGAGCGCGUGACGGCGGCGGCGGCGGAGAUGGCGGUGACGGAGCAGCAACUUGCGGAGGCGUUGGAGUCUAUACUCCUCGACACCACCGCUUUCACUUCCCUCAACGGCGUCGUUCAGCAGCUCGAGUCGAAAUUGGGCGUCGAUUUGAGCCACAAACUCGACUUCAUUCGCGGACAAAUCCACCACUUCCUCCUCCGGUCUCAGCCGCAGAGUUUCUUACCACACCAGUUGCAGCAGAACGGCCGUUUCAUCCUCAACCAAAGCCCUAAUUUCCACCCCCAUUUGCCUCACAAUUUCGCCGCUUACAAUCCCGCAGAGGGCUACGGUCUCCGCCCCGCACCUCCGCCGCAAACAUCGCAGCGUCCGCCUCCGCUGCCGGUGGCCACCGCCUCUAGAAUGACUGUUGCUAGAGUGUCGCCCAAAGCGAGAGUUCCGGCAGUAAGAAGAAGAAGAGGUGGCCCUGGGGGCCUGAACAAACUGUGCGGUGUUUCUCCUGAGCUUCAAACCAUUGUUGGCCAGCCGACCUUGCCAAGAACUGAGAUUGUGAAGCAGCUGUGGGCAUACAUAAGGAAGAACAACCUUCAAGAUCCUAACAACAGAAGGAAAAUAAUUUGCAAUGAUGAGCUCCGCUUGGUGCUCGAGACUGAUUGCAUCGACAUGUUCAGGAUGAAUAAGUUGCUAGCAAAACAUAUUUUUGCGCUUGAGCAGACUAAGCAAACAGGUCGAAAUACUAAGAAAUUGAAGGUUGAGGAUGAAGAACCGGAGACCAAAAUUGACGAGCCUGUUCCAAUUGUUGUAGUUUCUGAAGAACUUGGGAGUUUCUUGGGAACUGAUGAGAGGGAAAUGUCACAAGCAGAAGUAUUAAGACAGAUGUGGGAGUACAUAAAAAUUCACCAACUUGAGGAUCCUUCAAAUCCAAUGUCCAUCUUGUGUGAUGUUAAACUGCGAGAACUUCUUGGAUGCGAAAGUGUUUCCGCAUUGAGGAUGCCUGAGAUGUUGGAACAAAGGCAUUUAUUCAAGAAAUCGUGACGGAAGCACUGACUUGCAAGUAAAGGAUCUCCCAGAUUUAGGACUCCGAUGAUCAAAAGUUCUCAACUGAAGAAAAAACUCUCCACGGACUUGCUUUCUCGGCUAAUGGCAAGUUUAUCGAAUGGCCAGCCUUAGUUCUCCCUGGCUGUGUCGGGUGCUGUAAUUUCCAGACAGUAGAAUAGUUAGCUUCUGUAGAUGGGGACGACAACCUCGCCUUCUGGUUUUGAAGAUCGUGUUUCGAUCGAUCCCCCUGUAAAUAUAUCCCCAGAUUAUGCCUGAUUUUAAAUGCUCUCCCUCCUGAUUUACUUACUGAAUUUCAACAUUGUUGCUUGUGACAAGGAUUCUGCAUUUGUUGUGCGUUCU
Messenger RNA from Andrographis paniculata, 1470 nucleotides. RefSeq lists its product as uncharacterized. The transcript is spliced from 6 exons. Gene Ontology annotation, cellular component: nucleus. The record is from RefSeq and is a predicted model, not a curated record. NCBI's taxonomy places the organism in Eukaryota, Viridiplantae, Streptophyta, Magnoliopsida, Lamiales, Acanthaceae. Bases 73 to 1107 code for a protein of 344 amino acids.